AUGCGCAUGGAGGACAACCGCCUCCCCAAGCGCAUGCUGUUAGGAGCGAUGGCGGGGGGCGUGGGAUACCGGGGCGGGCAGGAGAGCGACUGGGUGUCUCGUCUAGGAGAGGACCUCGUGGCCUUCAACAUGGGAGACGAAAAGGAAGGGGGGAAAUGGAAAGAGAGCGCCAAGAACUCGGAGGUGUGGUACAACAAGGUCGAGGACGGGGCGGCAUGGUUCAUGAGGAAAUGGCACAGGCAGGAGGCGGAAGCGACCGAAGAGAAAGAGAACCGGCGAAGCGGCGGUGGGGGGGAAGAAACGGCGAACGGGCACUGCUGUAGAAGCGAGUAGGGCGGCCGAGGCAACGCUUGUGGCGAACUAUAUAAACCAGGGAUGUUGUUGCGCCCGGUUUCCCUCCCUGCCGUAUGCUAUACUCCUUUAUGUAUGUCCUUGUAUUGCCUUCGGCCUCUGUGCUGUGUUUCUUUUUUUUUUUUAUGACCUCCCUGCCUGCUCUGCUGUGUUGGGUACCUUGAUCUCGCUUUGCUGUUGCCUUUGUUUUUUUGUACGGCUGGCUGUCUGCCCAUCUGCCGCCUCUUUGCCCUGUUUGCUCCGUUACUCCCAUGCCCUGGUGCGCAGUGCCUGGUGCUGGUACGUUACGUUACCCUUUCAUUUUUUCUUUCGGCGGGUGUGGGAAGCGUCCUCCUUUAUUUUUUUUUUUUUUUUUAUUUUUGUUUUGUUUUAUUUUGAUCGGUGUCCGAGGGCUCUUUUCUCGAACAGUAGGUGCGAUACCUGUUCUUUUCUUUCUUUCGAUCAUUUUGUUU
Messenger RNA from Ectocarpus sp. CCAP 1310/34, 803 nucleotides. The record is from the annotation of a GenBank genome assembly. Lineage: Eukaryota; Phaeophyceae; Ectocarpales; Ectocarpaceae.